AUGCCUGGAAAUCCGAACGGAUCGGGAUAUCUUCGCGAAGAGGACCCUGUUGAAGUGCUUAUCAGACGAACUGGCUGCUGGGAGCAACAUAUCGCCGUAGUGGAUUGUAUGGGGGAAAAGGGUGACUGGAGACAGUGUCAAGUCCAGGUGCAGCAAUUUAAGGAGUGUAUGAAGAAGACGUCUUUAGGAUCCAAGGAAAGGAAUCCAACUAUGUUCCCUGAUGUUUUUGGACGCCUAGAAAUAGACAAUACAGAGCGCGUCAACGUACGCCCACAAUUUUGUACCCCAUCUCAGUACUCAGCAAAUAUUCAAAAUAUUGGUUGGUUUCUUUGUCAACGUGCCUUUGGCGAAGAAGCAGAGCAAGACAGGGAAAUUGUUAAUCACAGAGCUGCUUAUUUUCAUUAUCAUAAACGGUUCAAAGAGGCAUCAGAGGAGUACAAGGUUUUGCUAGGUGAAUAUAAGCACAGCCGUACACAUUCUGUCGCAGUACUCGAUUCCCUCGUUCGUUGCGCCUUAAAGACAUUGUCGUGUCCUGUAAAUGACUUGUUGCGAUAUCUUCAUGAAUACAAGCACUACAUCUUAGACUGUGGUGAUCAUCUACAAUAUCUUACUGUAGCUAAAGAAGUCUACGUUUAUAUUAGCUGUGAAGAUGCUCCUCAAAAAUUCGUUGAAGUCGUGUGCCUUCUUUGCGCAACUACAGGGUUACCCGAACACUGGCUUGCAUUUGGCGAAAAGAACUUGCCCAAUAUGGGAAAGAAUUUUCAUAUCGGUUACGUUACGCGUGCAAUCAUGCUGCUAGAACGACAGAUUAAAGGCGCUCAUGGUUUCGUAGUUCGUGCCAUGGAAAAGAAGCUGAAGAGUUGUACCGACCGAUUAGCAGAAAUGGGAUGUUCAGGCGAGUUGGUGAGUAACAAUAAUAGUAAUGCGUUGAAGGCGUGGCUUGUGGAAUUGCGAGCUGCUGUGGAUGGUCUUAGUCGUCAUGAUAAACUCGGACAACCACUCACCGUGCUCGUUCCAUUUUUAACUGCGGAUCGCAAUGUGACGUUCUUCAAACGUUGUCCUGGGUCCAAUCUCUAG
Messenger RNA from Angiostrongylus costaricensis, 1077 nucleotides. The record is from the annotation of a GenBank genome assembly. NCBI's taxonomy places the organism in Eukaryota, Metazoa, Nematoda, Chromadorea, Rhabditida, Metastrongylidae.